Molecule: messenger RNA, 742 nt
Organism: Gracilinanus agilis (Agile Gracile Mouse Opossum)
Lineage: Eukaryota; Metazoa; Chordata; Mammalia; Didelphimorphia; Didelphidae
Product: GTP-binding nuclear protein Ran-like
Exons: 1
Coding region: 1-651 (216 amino acids)
Biological process (GO): ribosomal subunit export from nucleus; protein import into nucleus
Cellular component (GO): cytoplasm; nucleus
Molecular function (GO): GTP binding; GTPase activity
Source: RefSeq, a predicted model, not a curated record
AUGGCCGCCCAAGGAGAACCCCAAGUGCAGUUCAAACUUGUAUUAGUUGGUGAUGGAAGUACUGGAAAAACUACAUUUGUAAAACGUCACUUGACUGGUGAAUUUGAGAAGAAGUAUGUAGCCACCUUGGGUGUUGAGGUCCAUCCCCUUGUGUUCCAUACUAACAGAGGUCCUAUUAAAUUCAACGUAUGGGAUACAGCUGGCCAAGAGAAAUUUGGUGGUCUGAGAGAUGGUUAUUACAUCCAAGCUCAGUGUGCCAUUAUAAUGUUUGAUGUAACAUCAAGAGUUACUUACAAGAAUGUACCUAACUGGCAUAGAGAUCUGGUACGAGUUUGUGAAAAUAUCCCUAUAGUGUUGUGUGGCAACAAAGUGGAUAUUAAGGACAGAAAAGUCAAGGCGAAAUCAAUUGUCUUCCAUAGGAAGAAGAAUCUCCAGUACUAUGACAUUUCAGCCAAAAGUAACUACAACUUUGAGAAGUCCUUCCUUUGGCUUGCUAGAAAACUUAUUGGAGACCCUAAUUUGGAGUUUGUUGCCAUGCCUGCUCUUGCACCUCCAGAGGUUGUCAUGGACCCAGCACUGGCAGCACAGUAUGAGCAGGACUUACAGAUUGCUCAGACAACUGCGCUCCCCGAUGAAGAUGAUGACCUGUAAGGGAAUGAAGCUAGAGCCCAGCGUCAGAGGUCUAGUUUUAUAGGCAACUGUCCUGUGAUGUCAGUGGUGUAGCCUGUUUGCCACUUUAUUA